GUUUGUGGUUUCUGACCGGCAAAAAAAGUCAAGGCACCAAGCGGCCGGCAGAAUGACAAAACAAAAAGGGGCGUCGGCGAACGGCGUCGAACUCAACGGCUCUCCUGAAGCUAUUGGCAAGAAAGGGACAAGAUUCAAUCGUCCGCCCAUCUUGGACGCCGCGAGGAGGAAAAAAAAAGACAAAAUCCUCCAGAGGCGCCAACUAGUCGAGCUAAAGGCAAUCCUAGCUCCGCCUGUUCCCCCCGUCGCACCCGGUCGCCAUAUGGCAGUCAUCAUUGGAACGCUUGUUCGCAACGUCGGGUUUAGCGGACUAAUGCAGGUGGUUUGGUGUAAUGACAAUACCUAGGGAACCUCCCCGCCUGAAGCUCCUUCACGGGUUAUUUGCCCCGGUUACAACUCGAGUCCAGGGUGUGAGACAAGCUUGCAUGCCUCAUUGUGGUAUGGUAUUUGGGUGUGUGUUACUUCUUACUUGAUUGUGAUGCCGAGGAGGAGCAAUCCAGGUUGCCGAGGCGCGCUUUAGGAAUUUUGUGGAAGACACCAAGAAAUGACAGUUCCAAGGAACGCUUAUCCCCUCUUCAGAAUUCCCGACUUUUGCUUGGAAAUGAUUGCCCGAAAUUGACGACCCAGAACUCCAAGGCCCAGGUGCGAUGUCCUAGAUGGGAUGUGAUAAGGAAGAC
Molecule: messenger RNA, 677 nt
Organism: Pyricularia grisea
Lineage: Eukaryota; Fungi; Ascomycota; Sordariomycetes; Magnaporthales; Pyriculariaceae
Exons: 2
Coding region: 53-346 (97 amino acids)
Source: RefSeq, a predicted model, not a curated record